Molecule: messenger RNA, 546 nt
Organism: Diachasma alloeum
Lineage: Eukaryota; Metazoa; Arthropoda; Insecta; Hymenoptera; Braconidae
Exons: 1
Coding region: 1-546 (181 amino acids)
Molecular function (GO): zinc ion binding; nucleic acid binding
Source: RefSeq, a predicted model, not a curated record
AUGAGGGAAGCAUUCCUCGCAGGACUCAGAAGAGACAUCAAGAACAUGAUGUUCCCUCUGACACCUACCUCUUUUGACGAAGCCGUCGGCGUUGCAGUGACAAUCGAAUCCAAAUUAAAAGAGACCGAAGAUUUCGAACAACUCAGAAAAUUGCACGCAAAAACAAAGCAGUUUCAAGGGCAAGCGAAAAUUAGAGCAACAGAAUCAAUCGAUGACGACGCCCUUGAAGCUGAUUUGAGGGCAUUGAACAUUAAAGCCACAAAUUCAGCCAAAGCCGACGGGCAGAGACGCGGUUUUCAGAGCGGUAAAGGCAACUCAGAUUAUAAAGGGGGGAAACAAAAUGAUAAGCGGGAGAAGAAACCCAACACCGCUGAUUACAGUUGCUACAAGUGCUCCAAACCCGGACACUUCGCGCGAGAAUGUAGAACCCCCUCACAUUUAAUAAAGAAACAAUUCCCCAGAAAAAUGGCUUCUGAGGAAACCAAGGGAGAGCGACAACAGGAGGAUCCAGCUGUUGCAAGUCCCUCUAACAAAAAUUUAAAUUAG